AUGGGAUCCCUCUCACUCGCUGACAUGGUCGAGUUCUCAGAGGAACAACACCUAUCCCAGAGCAUCUCCUACAUGGCCUUCAACGGCCUAAUACUGUUCAAGAUGACCGUCGAGUUGCUGCUCUGCAACCCGUGCCCUGGGCAGGUGUUGGAACAGUUGACCACUCUUGCCGCCCAGAGAGACCGGGCGGCCGGGAUCGAGUGGGUACGGCUAGAGCGGGAGCUGGAGAGGUCAACGAUACUGAUACCCGUCUGUGUGCAUGAUUUGAUCCGCAGGCUUAGGAGUCCGUCCAUACGCCGGCUCAACACCCCAACCGAGACAUCCAUUGAUCUAGUCUCUAGGCCCAACGCUAGGGAAAUGACGCAACAUUGUGGAUCCGAGAAGUGA
Messenger RNA from Pyricularia grisea, 387 nucleotides. RefSeq lists its product as uncharacterized. The record is from RefSeq and is a predicted model, not a curated record. The transcript is spliced from 3 exons. Lineage: Eukaryota; Fungi; Ascomycota; Sordariomycetes; Magnaporthales; Pyriculariaceae. Bases 1 to 387 code for a protein of 128 amino acids.